UUAAAAACCCUUGCUCUGUUUCUUCUAUCCCGUGUCAUCUCAUCCAAAUAUCGAAUGGCUGUUUUACUAUUUAUAAGUUAUCUAUUCUUAUUAACAUCAGCAGCAGCAGUUGUAUCAUCGAAGAAGUUAGUUAUGAUGUAUCCACUAAGUCAUUCCUUAUCUAGGAAUUCAGAAUUAUUAUUAUUUAACACAUCGCUUCUCCUGAAAUCCACAAGUAGCCGCUCGGCCGCCCGUUUCAACAACAAAAGGCAGCAGCAGCGUCGUGGUGCAGCAGCAGUGGCUCUUUCUCCGGGGAGUGAUUACACCAUGCCCUUGUCACUUGGAGGAAGAGUGGAGGUUAGUGUUUAUAUGGAUACAGGAAGUGACAUCGUCUGGGUUCCCUGUUCAUCAGGGAGUAAUUUUACUUGCAUUCUGUGUGAAGGUAAAACCCACCUAUCUGCUCAUCAUAACUUAUCUGCCACUGCUUCCCCUGUUUCAUGCCAGUCACGUGCUUGCUCUGAUGUCCACUCUUCUAUCCCGACUUCGGACCUCUGUGCCAUGGCUCGAUGCCCCUUGGAAUCUAUUGAGAUGUCUGAAUGUGACGACUCAUGCCCUGCCUUUUAUUAUGCUUACGGCGAUGGAAGCUUCGUUGCCCGUCUUUACAAAGACACACUCCAAAUGUCUUCUUUGAUCAUCAUAAAGAAUUUCACGUUUGGUUGUGCCCAUGAAGCACUAGGGGAGCCCGUUGGGGUUGCUGGCUUUGGCAGGGGACCUCUGUCUUUACCCGCUCAGCUGCAUCAUAAUCAAUUCUCUUAUUGCUUGACUUCCCACUCUUUUGAUUCGCACCAUGUCCGACAACCCAGCCCACUCAUCUUAGGCCGUCGUUUUGGCAAUAAUAGUGACUUGGCCUACACUCCCAUGCUUGAAAACAUAAAACGUCCUUACUAUUAUUACGUUGGGUUAGAAGCAAUCACGGUUGGUAACAAGCGUAUACCAGCCCCCGAAAAUAUGAAGAGGAUUGACAGACAAGGAGACGGUGGUAUGGUGGUUGAUUCAGGUACCACUUACACUAUGUUGCCUCCACAGUUAUAUAACUCGGUUGUAUCCCAGUUUCUCAACACCUUCAAACGGGCUGCCUCUGUUGAAGACAGGACUGGGCUUAGCCCGUGUUACUACCUACCGCCCAAGCCCAACAAAGUCGUAAUACCACAACUGGUGCUGCAUUUUGUGGGGAAUACAAGUGUGGCGAUGCCAAGCAGGAAUUACUUCUACCAGUUUACAGACCAUCAUCAUCAGAAUAAGGCUGUGGGUUGUAUGAUGUUAAUGAACGCUGGUUUUUUUCCAGAUAGUGAUGGGCCCGGGCCAGCUGGGUUGCUAGGGAACUACCAGCAACAAGGACUGGAAGUGGUUUAUGAUUUGUUGAACAAACGAAUCGGCUUUGCUAACAGGAAAUGCGCCUCUUUGUGGGAAACCUUGCAGCAUUAGUUAAUUAAUUACAACCAACCAACCAAACGCGCUUUUGGCUUUGACUUUCUUUUGGGGUUUCCGUAAAGUUGACCCGCCCGCUCGUGCGGAUUAUUUAACACUCGUAUUAUAUUGUGGAAAGUUGUAAAUGAAAUAAAUGUAUGGGCUGCCUGCCUUGCUUUGUCACCUGCCACGCCUCCCAUUUUCUGUAAAAUUACUUCCGUAUGUUCGUAUAAAUAAAACUAGUUUU
Erigeron canadensis is the source of this 1693-nucleotide messenger RNA. Its product is annotated as probable aspartyl protease At4g16563. NCBI's taxonomy places the organism in Eukaryota, Viridiplantae, Streptophyta, Magnoliopsida, Asterales, Asteraceae. The transcript has a single exon. The record is from RefSeq and is a predicted model, not a curated record. The coding region runs from base 55 to 1464 and encodes 469 amino acids. Gene Ontology annotation, cellular component: extracellular region.